Messenger RNA from Theileria annulata, 351 nucleotides. RefSeq lists its product as uncharacterized. Lineage: Eukaryota; Apicomplexa; Aconoidasida; Piroplasmida; Theileriidae. The transcript has 4 exons. The record is from RefSeq and is a predicted model, not a curated record. The coding region runs from base 1 to 351 and encodes 116 amino acids.
AUGGAGAAUCCUUCAAUUAAUCGUAUUUUAACUAAAAUCUCCAGAAUUCUUGACAAAUAUAUCGUACCUGAAUACAGAUGGAAAAUUUUCACAAUCUACGGAACUCUUUUAGUUUUAUCUAUUUUAAGGCUAAUUCUUGGAAGGUCUUUUUUGGAAGUCGGUCUUAAAGUCUGCUCCAGAUAUUCACGCUGUUUGUCAUUCAUUAGGUCCAGUAGGAGUUCUACAUUGAAGAUUAUACGGACCUUUUACUUUAUCUUUUCGAACGUGUUUCCUCUUCUGUUCCCGUUUAUUAUCGCAUCCUUCGUUCAGCUCAUAACUCCAAGCUUCAGAGAUAGCGACUUUUACGAUUGA